AAAAAGAACACCAUGCCCGCAUGAAAUGUAAGAAUCCCCAGAUUAGCAGGGGAAUGGAAAAACUCAAUAAUAAUAAUAAUGGAGAUCAUCAUUCCGCAACGGCCGCUCGCUCAGGCCUAGAAGAACUCUCCUUCCAUCCUCCAAACUCGACCGGCAAUCUCGCACCCUUUCCUUCCGUGGCAGCAAGCAACGUCUUCCCCUCCCUCCCCACGCGGAUUUAUCUUCUGCUCUCUCUCUCUCUCCCCCUCGCCAAUUCUGCUCUCUCCCCCUCUUUCAUUCUCUCUCGAGAACACCUCUGGAUUCGCUGAUUUUGGAAAAUCCAACCCGUUUGAUCUUGGAUCCGAUCUACUGCAAGGAGAUUCCCGCCGUCUGACCAAGCAUGCGGUUUUGACAGGGAGACAUUGAGAUCGAGGGAGCGAGCGACCAGACAAAGGAAGAAGGAGAGAAGGUCGAACUCCGGCAAGCCAAAGCUAUUGCGUCCCAAUAAUGAUGGAGAAGGCAGAUCCUUCGCAGAAGUUGUACACACGGAUGCGGCUAUGGGAAUUUCCAGAUCAGUAUGUUAUUGAGCCCACUGAUGGCUCUGCUGGCUCCUGUUUGACAAUCAGUCGGGUGGAUGGGUCAAUGAAACUUGUUGAUGACAUUCCACAGAGCAGCUCUCUUAGAGUUCCAAAAAUUCAGACUAUCUUUGGUGUAGUUGGGAUGCUGAAGCUCUUGGCUGGUUCAUAUUUAUUAGUUGUAACAGAACGUGAAAGUGUUGGAUCUUACCUGGGGCAUCCUAUAUUCAAAGUUUCAUCCUUGAAGGUCUUUCCUUGUGAUCAUUCACUUAAAAAUUCCCCUUUAGAACAGAAAAAGAUGGAGACUGAAUUUUUUAGGCUUCUUGGUGUUGCCGAGGGGACUCCUGGCCUGUAUUUCUCAUAUGAUGUCAAUUUAACACUGAGUGCUCAAAGAUUGCAUAAUUUAGGUGACGAGUCAAAGCUGCUUCCUCUUUGGAGACAGGCAGACCCUAGGUUUCUCUGGAACAAUUAUAUGUUGGAGGUGCUCAUAGAUAAUAAGCUUGACCCAUACUUGCUUCCUGUUAUCCAAGGGAGUUUUCAUAGCUUCCAAGCAGCCAUUGGAAAAGACAUUAUCGAUGUUACUCUAAUUGCACGAAGAUGCACGAGGAGAACUGGCACACGGAUGUGGAGAAGAGGAGCUGAUUCUGAUGGAUAUGUUGCUAAUUUUGUGGAAAGUGAACAAAUCAUGCAGUUAAAUGGACAUACAGCAUCAUUUGUGCAGAUUCGAGGGUCAAUCCCGUUGCUAUGGGAUCAAAUUGUUGAUUUGACGUACAAACCUAAGUUUGAGAUUGUGAGACUUGAGGAAGCACCUCGCGUAGCUGAACGACACUUUUUGGAUUUAAGAAAAAAGUAUGGAAAUGUUGUAGCCGUAGAUCUUGUCAACAAGCAUGGAGGUGAGGGACGCUUAAAUGAAAAAUUUGCCAAUGCAAUGCAGCAUAUUGUUGGUGAUGAUGUGAGAUAUUUGCACUUCGAUUUUCAUCGUAUUUGUGGGCACAUUCAUUUUGAGAACCUCUCUAUUCUCUAUGAGCAAAUUGAGGAUUUUCUCAUUAAAAAUAGGUAUCUGCUUUUGAAUGAAAAAGGUGAGAAAGUUGAGGAGCAACUUGGAGCUGUCAGAACUAACUGUAUUGAUUGCUUAGACCGUACCAAUGUUACCCAGAGCAUGAUUGGUCGAAAAAUGUUGGAGUUCCAACUUAGAAGAAUUGGUGUAUUUGAUGCUGAGGAAAGUAUUAGUACACAUCCAAAUUUUGAUGAGAACUUCAAGAUUUUAUGGGCAAACCAUGGGGAUGACAUAAGCAUCCAGUAUUCCGGUACUCCUGCUUUAAAAGGGGAUUUUGUCAGAUAUGGCCAACGUACUGCCCAAGGGAUUCUUAAAGAUGGAUAUAAUGCCCUUAUGCGUUAUUACCUGAACAACUUUCGUGAUGGAACAAAGCAGGAUGCGAUUGAUCUCGUUCAAGGUCAUUUCAUUGUUUCUAUUUCCCGAGAUAUGGCCUCUACAUCUCAGAAAGGAGGCCUGGAGGCUGUAGCUUCCUUUCCACUGGCUUUGUCAUUGGUCAUGGCUGGAUUCUUCCUCACAAUUAUGUCAUUGAGACAAGUUCCAUACGAUCUUCGGCACUUAUUCUUUUCAACCUUGUGGGCAAGCAUGAGCGUUGCCAUUGCUGCAUAUGUCAAAGCCAAUGGUAGAAUGUUUUGUAAUCGGCCGCGUCUGCUCAAACCACGGUCUUGAAUUUUGGUUCAGGUUGCUCUUGCUGACAUCGAAUUUGAGCCUGAUUCUUUUACCUCUAAUUAUUUAUAUUCUUUUUAAUACUAUUUUAGUAACCCAUGUAAUUUGAUCCUGUUUUGGUUAAUAUCAAAAGGUUUAUAAUGAACCCAUGUUAUUUGAACCUGUUUUGGUUAAUAUCAAAGGAUUUAUAAUCAGAAGGUCUAUUCUUUUAA
Messenger RNA from Diospyros lotus (date-plum), 2486 nucleotides. RefSeq names its product phosphoinositide phosphatase SAC7-like. Gene Ontology annotation, biological process: phosphatidylinositol dephosphorylation. The transcript has 22 exons. Gene Ontology annotation, cellular component: endoplasmic reticulum. Gene Ontology annotation, molecular function: phosphatidylinositol-4-phosphate phosphatase activity. The coding region runs from base 487 to 2277 and encodes 596 amino acids. NCBI's taxonomy places the organism in Eukaryota, Viridiplantae, Streptophyta, Magnoliopsida, Ericales, Ebenaceae. The record is from RefSeq and is a predicted model, not a curated record.